AUGUCUCACGAUCGGUUGGGUUUGAUAGAUGAUUACGGAGACCCAUGCGAUGGGGAAGCGCUCGUGUUUCCAAAUGGAAUUCUCUUCUCCACCACCAGUAAUUUUUCCCACGUGCUUUCUCUUUCAGACGUCAGCUCAAAGUCAGAAGACUUUGUAUCCCUCGCAGCUGGUUUGUCACCCAGUUUGCUUCAGACUAGGGAACAACGACUGAGACAGUUAGCCGAUCUCCUCUUGGACGUCUGGGACUCUACUAUGGAAUCCGUUCGAGAUAUUCCUCGGGCAUAUCUCCCCCCAGGCCGGAAAGAAAGUUCAGCUGAUGAAGACGACGAUGACGACAUCUCACUCUCCCCCGGUCAGCUGGACAACGGGAAGUAUCUCGGUGCCCUCGGUUCCGCUGUGGUCUCUCAGAUUUCCAGCGCCGUUUCUUCGGCUGCUGCUGCGGUGGCUGGCCGAUGGACGAAGCCUCCAUCACCCGAAUAG
Messenger RNA from Dicrocoelium dendriticum, 480 nucleotides. Lineage: Eukaryota; Metazoa; Platyhelminthes; Trematoda; Plagiorchiida; Dicrocoeliidae. The record is from the annotation of a GenBank genome assembly.